GUUUUCUACGUUCCCAUCUGUCCAUUCCUCCCAAGUCAGCACAAUGCUACGUCGGCAAGCCCGCGAGCGUCGUGAUUAUAUCUACCGUCGCGCAAUACAACUGCGAGAUGCUAGCAUUGCAGAGAAGCGGGCGCUGCUGAAAAAGUCGCUUGCUACUGGGAAACCCCUUGACCCGUCGAUUGCCAAUGACAAUUCUCUGCGCAAAGAUUUCAAGUACGAUGAAUCCCUGGAUCUCGAGAGUGCUGCUGCACAAGAGUCCAUGGACGAUGAGUAUUCAAUGCUGUCUGGUCUCUCCGACCCUCGUCCACUUGUCACAACCUCCCGUAGCCCUUCGACACGACUCUCUACCUUUUCCAAAGAAAUUCGCCUGCUCCUACCCACCUCUAUUCGCCUGAAUCGAGGCAACUUGAUUCUCCCUAAUCUUCUUGCGAGCGCAAAGGCCGCCGCCCUCACCGACAUUAUCCUCCUCCACGAGCAUCGAGGCACGCCCACUGCAAUGACCAUUUCCCACCUGCCUCAUGGCCCAACCGCUUCUUUCUCCCUACACAAUGUCGUUUUGCGAGCAGACAUCCCUGAUGCUUCACGAGGGACGGUAUCUGAGUCCUAUCCCCAUUUGAUCUUUGAGGGAUUUACGACACGGCUGGGGAAGCGAGUGGUCCAGAUCCUCAAACACAUCUUUCCUCCCCGGGACGGCCCACAUAAAGUCGGCAACAGAGUAGUGACCUUCAAGAAUGUCGAGGACAGUAUCGAGGUGCGGCAUCACGUCUUUGUGCAGACCGGCUACAGGGACGUCGAGUUGGCUGAAGUCGGACCCAGAAUGAGCAUGAGAUGCUUCGAGAUAAGAGGUGGUACUUUGGAGAAGGAUUCUGGCGGCGAAAUCGAAUGGGCAUUGACCCAAUACACAAGAACCAGCCGCAAGAAAGAUUAUCUAUGAACUCAAGCUCAUAAUGCAGCAUGACAGUGUCAAGAAAUAGGUCGAUGUCACUGUACUGUUAUGCAGCAGUCGUCUUGCAUGACAUGACAAUCGCUGGUGGACAGUUUUCAGCAUAUCUCGAUGGCCAGGAUUACUUCACCAUCCGCUUUCUGGAGUCUUCGCCUGAACCUCCAAUCGUUCAUCCAUGAUAUGCUCAUGCAUAUUCAUCAGCACCGUAACGCUAGGCUUCCUACUCCUGGUUUCAAUGGACUCGACCGCUGCUUCAUCUUGUCCAUCACGGAACUGUAGCGCUGAUGGCUUUGAGCCACGGAAGCCCUCGCCAUCAUCUGCUCCGUCCUCACCAAGUGGUUUCUCGCUCAAGGGUUGUACGCAGUGGAUGCCUUUCUUCCACCCCUCAUAGACAUCCGUCCACUCAACACCCACCCUCAUGUUGAAGAACUUACAGAACAUAUCCCAAGCCAGGUCAAACGUGCUGCCGACGGGAGCCAGUGUCUGUAUCCAGAUCAUCCCCGAUCGCGUGUUGAUCGAAUAGCAUGCAUAUGUCUUCACGUUUCGACGGCUUCCUGCUUGUGGGACCACCGAAGCGGAAGAGGUGUGCCUGGUGGAUCUGCGACCAGUCGAUAUUAAAUCUGACUCAAAAAGCUGUAGGCUCAGAGCAUAUGGGUCGGGAAUGUGCACACGAAGUUUGGGGUUUGAGGGCCUGAGGUCUUGAGGCAGGGCACUUCCAAUGACAGGGUUCCGCGAAAAUGGGUAUGGCUUGGGAAAGAAGUACAGCGGCACUGGGCAAAAUGGAAGUCUGGAGUUUGAUUCAGGGUCUUCGGAGGGUCUGAAAACCUUGCCUUGGGUCCCAUUAGCGUGUGAGCAGCUCAGAACUGCACAAGAAACACACCUUUUCUUGGUCCCUGAUGCUUCCCCUCGCUGGCUUGGUGGUACAUUGAGGACUUGGUAUCGUGCUGGGAAGCGAAGUCGGGUGCAUAGCGCACCUUGAUCCGAUGUUUCUCAAGCCGAUUCUUCAAUAUAUCCUCCCUUAUCAGUGUGAAGAGGUACAUGAAGCCACUCUGGUCGACAAAGGGCCGAUAACCGCCUGUGGUGGGAGAUAACUCAACUUAAGUACACACUAAGAAUGGAGGGGGACCAUAAAAGUUGAAAUUGAAUAAACUUACGGGAAGUCAUCUUCUCCUCGAAUUGCUCGCAUGCUGCAUCCAUAUCCAAUCCU
Messenger RNA from Cladophialophora immunda, 2150 nucleotides. RefSeq lists its product as uncharacterized. Bases 44 to 934 code for a protein of 296 amino acids. Gene Ontology annotation, cellular component: Mpp10 complex; nucleolus; small-subunit processome. Gene Ontology annotation, molecular function: snoRNA binding; rRNA primary transcript binding. Gene Ontology annotation, biological process: rRNA processing. Lineage: Eukaryota; Fungi; Ascomycota; Eurotiomycetes; Chaetothyriales; Herpotrichiellaceae. The transcript has a single exon. The record is from RefSeq and is a predicted model, not a curated record.